AUGAGUAUUUAUGAUAAAAAUCAAAAUACUCUUUCAGAGUAUAUAAAAGAUUACUUAAAUGAAGCGUAUUAUAAAGAAUUAAAAAAAGAAUUUCAAAUAAUCGAAAAAGAAAUCAAAGAAAGUGAAAAAAAUUAUGAUAAUAUCUCAAAUUUAAUAAAAGAAAUAUUAUUAUGUAUUAAAUCACCAAAACAACUAUUAAAUAUCAAUGUAGAUGUACAAUCAAACUUUUUAUAUUCACCAGAUAAUAAUCAUCAAAUAUUUAAACCCAUUCAUACAAAUAUUAAUAAAGUCAAUAGUUUAAUAGAGGAAAUAAAGAGAAAUUUCAACAGUAAAAGUACCGAUUAUAAUAGAACAGUAUUAUUAAACAGUAUUAUGAAAAAACUUAAUAGCUAUUCAGAACAAAAUAAAUCAUUUAUCAAUAAAUUAACCGAUACAGUAGCCAGUUCAAAAAAAAAAUCAGUAAAUAUUUUAGCUCCAUCUCCUUUAUGGUUCAGCGAAGAUUUAAAACAUUAUGAAGUUAAAUCACUAGACCUUGCAUAUGAUAUAACAUCAUAUAAUGUAUUAGAACAUCAAUUUAAAAAGAAGGAUAAAAAUCAAGCAGGAAACAGUAUUGGUAGUACCAUGGAUGACAAAGUUUAUUUCAAAGUAGAACAUGGUGGUAGACUUAUAAUGCCAGCAAGAGAACAUGCAAUUUAUCAAUUUUAUAAGAAAUUGUUCCCAAACUCUAAAUCAGCAUUGGUUUCGCCUACUCAAUUAAUUCUAAUCGAUAACUUGAAAAUCCUAAAUCCAGAAUCUAUAAGAGAACUAGGGGAAUAUAAAACUAAGCAUAAUGAAACAAAUAUUGAAAAGUUAUUAGAGUAUGAACCAGAGUUAAGAAAAAAAGUUGAAGAUACUUUACAAAAUCACUACCAUGUAUUUUUACAAGCGUCCCUAUUCACCAAAGGUACACGCUUUGACAAAUAUUUAGAAAGCUGUGAAAAAAAGAUGAAGUUAAAUGGUUCAAAUUGUCAAUUCGAUGAUAUUGAUAUAGAAAGUUUUAGUUCACACGUUAUUGCAAGUUUAUUAGUUUUACCAACCGAUUAUAAACCAGACAACUUGAUUUUAGAAGAGGACUCUAAUUAUAUUAUUGGCAUCGAUAAUGAUCAAUCAUUGGAAGCAAAUGAAAUUGAAUUAAUAUCUGAUGGAGCUGAUGCAUUGCCUAAUUUAAAGAAUGUUUUAUACACAUUAAAGCCAUUGAUGGUUCAACCAGUCAACGAAAGUGUGAAAAAUGAAAUCCUCAAAACCAAUCAAGCUUUAUUCAUUUUAAAAUGGCUUGAGACCUUAUACAAGAAACAAAAAAAUUAUGAAUCAAUAAUAUCAAUGCAAAUAGAAUCAAAAGGUUUGGAAGUGUCAAAUGAAUAUAUAGAAAAAAAAAAAGAAGAAAUUAAUUUACCAUUGGAGUUUAAAAAAGGAUGGGUUCAUUUAAUGGAUAAAAGAUUUAAAAAAAUUAAACAAAUAUUACAAUCAAAUCAAACAGCAACUCAUCAAGAUUUAUUCAGUCAAAUCCAUCCACUAUCAAGUAUUUAUUAUGAAUAUUUAUCAAAAGUUUAUAAUGAUCAACCCAUAGAUAUCAUUUCGGCCUUGUAUAAGAAAACAAAUAAACUAUCUUUUCAAGAUAUUAUAAAAUCAGAAAACUCCCAAUUUAACCAAGCACAGUUUCAUGAAUUAUUACAAAACUCUUUAAUAUUAGAAAAAUCUAUUUCAAUUUAUGACGCAAUCAAAGAGUAUAUAUCAACUAUAGAGUUUAGUUCAUUAAGUCAAUGUAUAAAAACUGAUGAUGAUUUAAAUGAAUGUGGUGAAAAUUGUAAAAUAACAUGUAAAACAAGGAACAUUGUUAUUGAAUUUCUUUCAACAAUCUGCUCACUCUUUGAUUACACGUUAUUUCACCCAUCAUGGUAUAAGGAAAAAUUUAAUAUUUUUUCAAAAUUAUUAAGAUAUGGUGCAUCGGUUGAUGUACUUAAUUUAAUUAUAAGAAAUCUAAAUAUUAUAAUUAAAAAUGAAGACUAUAACACAAUUAUUAGAGAAAAGGAGGUGUUAACAAAUCCUAAUAUUUGCAAUCAAAUAGAGUUUUUAAUAGACCAUUAUAAACUAGAUGUUGAAAGAGUAGAAAACAAAUCAACCCUUCUAGAUAUAGUUUCAACACAUAAUCUUCCAAAUUUGUUUAUAAAGUUGUUAGAACUUGGUGCUGGCAAAAAUUCAAAUCCAUCAGUUAUCAGUAGAUACUAUCAAAAUCUUUCAAAUGACCAGAAAUUAGAAUUAAAGCCAUAUUUAAUUAAUUUGUUUUCAGUUAAUCCCAAGAUAAAUUGGAGAAUUGCAAUUAAUCAACUAUUCCCAUUACAAAAUGAACAAACCAGAGACUCAACAAAGUUAAUAUCAGAAAUCACUAACACUACAAAAAGAAUUAUUUCUGAUGAAUACUGGGACCAGUUAUUUGAUUCCCAUGGACAACUAAGGAGAUCAAACGAAUACGGAUCGAGAACAGUUACUUUAAUCCAAGAUAGCUUUGGUAAUGGAAUCUAUUUAAAGUUUAAACCACAAUUUCCUGGUACAGAAAUAGCAGUAAAUAAAUUAAGUGAAAUUAUAUUUGGCAACGGUUUAACUCCAUAUUGUGAAUUAGCAUCCAUCAAUGACUCACCAGUUUUAUUAAUUCAGCAAGUAUAUGGUGAACCUCUAGUUGACAUUUUUAACGACUCACCAAAUAUAAUUGGCCAACUGGAACCAAUUAAUAUCUCUAAACAAUUGAUCCUAUCAAUGUUAAUAAAUAAUGCAGAUGGAAAUUUAGGAAAUUUUAUUGUGUCAAAAACUUUAACUUCUAAAGAUCAAAGAUAUGGAUAUAGACUUGUAUCCAUUGAUAACGACCAAUGUUUUAUGCCAUCAGUUUCGAAAUCAUUGGGUACAUUUGAAAAAUCAUUACAAGUAGAUACCGUUUUGUUUUUAUUUAAUCAAAUGAAUGAUAAGGUGCAUAAAGAUGUAAUAGACCGUAUUAGCAAAAUAGAUGUGUAUAAAGAAUUGUUUAAAUGGUUAGAAGCUUUAAAAUAUAACCAUCAAUCAUCAUUGGACCAUUUUUCAUCAAAUAGAGAAAGAUUAAAAAAAGAAAAAGAGACAGUUAUUGGUGUAUCUUUUAACAGAGGUAUGAUUUCACAUAUCUUUUCAAAACUAAAGAGACUACAGCAGCUUUUGAAAGAGAAUACAUCAGUCACUCACAUAGAAGUUUUAGAAUUCAUAGAGCCAUUAGUUUCAAAUAGAUAUAGACCAUUUUUAAAUUUAGAUGUCUCACUAAAUGAUAGAUACUUAAAAUUAAAAAACUUUAAUACUUAUUCAAAAACAUUAGUUUCGUGCUCAAAACAUCCAUCAGCUCAAAUUUUAUUAUCAAGAGAUAUCCCUAAUGUUAAGGAUAUAAUGGAUCAACUAUGGAGUGGAAAAUAUGGACCAUCUCAAUCACUUGAAGAAUUAAAUUCAUUAGAUAAAGAUGUGAAAACACUAAAUGAUUUAAUAAAUCUUCUUGAUAACAAAGCCAUCAAUUUAAAUAACAAAUUUUCAACUUAUAAUAUAGAAUGUUUGUUAAAAUUCGACUUUAUCAAUAUUCCAAAAGAAAAACAAAAAGCUUUAUUCAAUUUUUUAGCCAAUAUGGAAAUUUCAAUUGUUACUUUAAGAAAUUGCAAUUAUUUCAAUCAAUCCUAUUUAAAUAAUCUUCAAAUUGACUCUAUAGUUAGGUUAGAUAUAUCAUCCUGCAAAGAUCUACUUUCUAUUGGCAACGUUUUCAAAUCUAUGGUAAAAAUAUCAAUAAAAGAUUGUUCAAAUCUAACCAAUUUUAGAAUCAAAGCACCAAACUUAAAAGCAUUAACUAUUAUAAAUUGCAGCCUAAAAAACUUCAUAUCCAAAUCACCAGAACUUCAAUUUCUAAAUUUAAAAGGGUCAAUUAAAAGUGUAGAUAUUAAUAUCUUCGAAUUAUCUCAAAGUUAUAAAAAUUUGGAAUAUUUAAAUAUUUCGGAAUCUAUAUACGAGACUCUUCACAUUAGAUCAAAUUUAAAAACUUUAGAUUUCAGUUCAAUGAAAUUUUUAUUUGAAAUAACCUUGGAAGCCAGCUCUGGGGACUAUUUCCAAAAUAUAAAUUUGUGGAAAUUAUUAAAUAAUCCAAAUAACAAACAAAUAAUUGAAGAAAAAAAAAUGUAUAUCAAUUUAAGAAAUGACCUCCCCCUUCUUUUAUUUUGGUCUAGAAUUGCAAGUAAUAUCAAAAAUCUUUAUUUAGGCCAUCUCAACUAUAUCAUUCCUCUUGAACAUAUCCCUCCAAAUAUUAAAAGAUUAGAACUUUUAAAUGGAUUCAAUCAAGCAUUACUUCCACACCAACUACCAAAUACAAUCAAGCACCUUGUUAUUGGAGGUAUUAAAAAACCAUUAGAAAUUGGUUCAAUUUCAAAAGCUACAACUCUAACAUUGCUGAAUGGAUUUGAUAAAUCAUUAAGACCUGGGUUCAUAGGUGAAUCAGUAACCAAUCUAUUUAUUGAUGAACUUAAGUAUCAACUAAAACCCAAUGUUAUACCAUCAUCUGUGGUCAAAUUAAGAAUUUCAGAUCAUCAAAUUCAAUCCGAUACUCUGCCUCUAUCUGUAAGAGAUGCCCAUAUAACAUUAAAUAGCAAGGCUUUGCCACCAAACUCUAUUCCACCUAGUAUUACAACAUUAACAAUUUCAAUCAAUAGUUUUAACCACUUAAAUCACUCUUUAAUACCAAACUCUGUUAAAAAUUUAUACAUUAUCAAUAAUAGCUCAAAUUCAAUACCAAUUAAUUUUGUGAUACCAGAUUCAGUUAUAUUGUUAGAAUUGAGAGGGAACUUUGAUUAUAUUCAACCUGGUAUGAUCCCAGAUUCAAUUAGAGAACUUUAUAUUGACAAAAUCAAAAUACCUUUAAAAAACAAAUCAAUUCCAUAUUCAGUUACCACACUCGAGUUUGGUAAUGAUUUUAACAAUAGUUUACAGGCUGGAAUAAUUCCAGACUCUGUUACGGAGCUCUAUAUUGGCAAAAUAAAUUUACCAAUUUUCAAAGCCGAAUCAAUUCCAAAUAGUGUAAAGAUCUUAAACUAUUCUUUGCUAAGCAGACAUAUAUUCGAUUUAAGUUUUAUACCAGAUUCAGUUACCGAUAUUUACGUUUUCGAAUCCCCCUAUUUAAUAGAAGAUAAUUUAGUUGGUGAUUGUGUUCCAUUUAAUUAUCAUCCAAACUUUUAUAAAAAAAGAGAAAAAUCAUAUAAUAAUAAAAACUAUUAUAUUUAUGAUUAA
This is a messenger RNA of Dictyostelium purpureum, 5310 nucleotides long. RefSeq lists its product as uncharacterized. NCBI's taxonomy places the organism in Eukaryota, Evosea, Eumycetozoa, Dictyosteliales, Dictyosteliaceae. The record is from RefSeq and is a predicted model, not a curated record. The coding region runs from base 1 to 5310 and encodes 1769 amino acids. The transcript has 3 exons.